GUCGUAGAGAAGGCUUGUUUUGUUUUUCUCUUGGUCUGGGUCUCGUCUUCUCUGAUCUGGGCAGGUGGUGUUUUCAAUUUUCGUGGGUCUCGUCUUUGAUUCUUUGUAGAUUCGGUUUGCCGUUGGUUUUCUUUAGCCUGUUAGGUUAAAUUUGGGUCCUUCUUUGAGAUGGAAAGAUAGUUUCAUUUUUUUUUUUAGGGUUAUCUGGGCUUAUUAUUUCAGCUUCUGGUAAAAAGCCCAAGGCGGGAACACCAUGUUUAGCACUUAUGCCAGUCCACUAGCUAUGGCUAGUCCAACAGUAAAAGGACACGUUAGUAAGACAACUCUAACAACGUCACCUCAAUUUCUUUCCUUCUCUCCACUUCUGCUUGAACCACCUCGAAGCAAAAGCCUUUCUCGGCUCAGCCCGACAUGACCCAUGCGUACAGAUGGAUGUAUAUAUGCAUGGUUUUCACUUGCUGCAAGGAGUAAGAAUUCACUUCUUGAGACAAGAUGGCAACUGCUGAAGAAAACAAUAACUUGGCGCUGAUAACCCCAGAAACACAGCCUGGCAAGCGGAGGAAAAAGAAGUCCAUUGUCUGGGAACAUUUCACAAUAGAAAAUGUAAGUCCUGGAUGCAGGAGGGCAUGCUGUAAGCAGUGCAAGCAAAGUUUCGCGUACAGUACAGGUUCAAAGGUAGCAGGCACCAGCCACCUCAAACGACAUAUUGCCAAGGGAACUUGCCCUGCGCUCUUGCGUAACCAGGAGAAUAAUCAAUUAUCACCAUACACCCCAAAGACAGGGGGAAGUGAGCAGCCAAAAAGACGAUACAGAUCCCCUGCUUUACCUUAUAUUCCAUUUGAUCAGGAUCGAUGUCGUCAUGAAAUUGCUAAGAUGAUAAUCAUGCAUGACUAUCCGCUUCACAUGGUUGAACAUCCUGGAUUCAUAGCUUUUGUCCAGAACCUUCAGCCCCGUUUCAACAGGGUGAGCUUCAACACAGUUCAAGGUGAUUGUGUUGCAACAUAUUUAAGGGAGAAACAAAGUGUCAUGAAGUACACGGAGGGUAUUCCAGGCCGUGUUUGCCUCUCUAUGGACUUGUGGACUUCAAAUCAAACAUUAGGUUAUGUCUUUAUAACUGGACAUUUCAUUGAUUCUGAUUGGAAGUUGCAGAGGAGGCUUCUCAAUGUCGUGAUGGAACCAUACCCUGAUUCGGACACUGCUUUAAGUCAUGCUGUAGCUGCUUGCCUUUCUGAUUGGAAUUUAGAGGGCAAGUUAUUUUCUGUCACUUUCAAUCAUCCACUCGAUGAAGCUGGGCUUGAAAAUCUUAGGCCUCUUCUCUGCACCAAAAAUCCUCUUAUUUUAAAUGGUCAGUUAUUGCUUGUGAAUUGUAUAUCCCGUACAUUAGGCAGUAUUGCAAAAGAUGUCUUAGGUGCAGGGCAAGAGAUAAUCAAGAAAAUCCGUGAUAGUGUGAAGUAUGUGAAGAUAUCAGAAUCACAUGAGGAAAAGUUUCUCGAGCUCAAGCAACAACUUCAAGUACCCAGCGAAAAAAGCCUAUUUCUUGAUGAUCAAUCUCAGUGGAACACAACAUAUCAUAUGCUUGUGGCUGCUUCAGAGUUGAAGGAAGUGUUUUCUUGCUUGGAUACUUCUGAUCCUGAUUAUAAGGAAGCCCCGUCAAUGGAGGACUGGAAGCAGACUGAGACUCUUUGCGCAUUCUUGAAACCUCUUUUUGAUGCAGGCAACAUGCUGACAACCACCAGUAACCCAACUGCAAUUACAAUCUUUCAUGAAGUGUGGAAGAUUCAGUCAGAUCUGACUCGUACUAUCACAAGUGAGGAUCCUGGUAUCAGCAAUCUUGCUAAAGCAAUGCACGAGAAGAUUGACAAGUACUGGAAGGAUUGUAGCUUGAUUUUGGCAAUUGCAGUGGUAAUGGAUCCUCGGUUCAAGAUGAAGCUUGUUGAGUUUAGUUUCUCGAAAAUCUACGGUGAAGAUGCUCCUACAUAUAUCAAAAUUGUUGAUGAUGGAAUUCAUGAGCUCUUUCUUGAGUAUGUGGCACUUCCUCUGCCCCUUACACCUACUUAUGCAGAAGAUGGAAACCUGAGGAUGGAGGAUUCCCAGGGAAAUCUCCUUUCAGACCACGGAUUGACAGACUUUGAUGUCUACAUCAUGGAAACUACUAGCCAGCACAUGAAGUCCGAGCUAGAUCAGUAUCUGGAAGAAUCUCUGCUUCCUCGUGUCCAAGAGUUUGAUAUGUUGGGUUGGUGGAAACUGAACAAGCUGAAAUACCCAACUCUUUCCAAAAUGGCUCGAGAUAUUCUAUCAAUUUCAGUAUCUGCUGCUUCGCCUGAGAAUGUGUUUGAUAUCAAUACACCGAGGGAGAUGGACAGUUACAGAGCUUCUUUGCGGCCAGAGACUGUUGAAGCCCUUAUAUGCGCCAAGGAUUGGCUCCAGCAGGGAUUAACCGAAGUGCCAAGUGCACCAAUCAAGAUGGAAUUUUAGGUGUUAGUUGUAGGCUUGUAGGUAGCUAGUUAGUUCUGUGAUAUGCUAUUAUUAGGCUACCGUUUGUAUCAUUUCAAGUGAAAGUUGUAAGGAUUGAUUGAACGUACAAGCCAAAUUUGUAGAGCAGCUCGUGUUUUAACUUGCUUUUUAAUA
This is a messenger RNA of Carica papaya (papaya), 2628 nucleotides long. RefSeq names its product BED zinc finger and hAT dimerization domain-containing protein DAYSLEEPER (gene DAYSLEEPER). Gene Ontology annotation, molecular function: protein dimerization activity; DNA binding. NCBI's taxonomy places the organism in Eukaryota, Viridiplantae, Streptophyta, Magnoliopsida, Brassicales, Caricaceae. The record is from RefSeq and is a predicted model, not a curated record.